This is a messenger RNA of Melopsittacus undulatus (budgerigar), 1986 nucleotides long. It is a transcript of the gene UBE2F, whose product is annotated as ubiquitin conjugating enzyme E2 F (putative). The transcript has 10 exons. The coding region runs from base 153 to 710 and encodes 185 amino acids. Lineage: Eukaryota; Metazoa; Chordata; Aves; Psittaciformes; Psittaculidae. The record is from RefSeq and is a predicted model, not a curated record.
CGCGCCUCGCGGCGGUGGCGCUGCCCACUUCCGGCUCCGCCGCUAAGGGAGGAGGAGCCGCUCCGCCGCCCGCUGCCCCGGGCCAGCCCCGGGGAUGGUGUUGGCCGUGGGAGCCGGGCCCUGACGCCGUGCUCAGAUUGAAGACAGCAGUAAUGCUAACUCUGGCAAGCAAGUUGAAGCGGGAUGAUGGUGUCAGAGGACCCCGUGCAUCCAACCCAGCUUCUGAUUCAACUCGGAGGGUGUCUGUUCGGGAUAAAUUACUUGUUAAAGAGGUUGCAGAACUUGAAGCUAAUUUACCUUGUACAUGUAAAGUGAAUUUUCCUGACCCAAACAAGCUUCAUUACUUUCAGCUAACUGUAACCCCAGAUGAGGGCUAUUACCAAGGUGGAAAAUUUCAGUUUGAAACUGAAGUUCCUGAUGCCUACAAUAUGGUGCCUCCGAAGGUAAAAUGCUUGACAAGAAUCUGGCAUCCGAACAUUACAGAGACAGGAGAAAUCUGCUUAAGUUUAUUGAGAGAACAUUCAAUUGAUGGCACUGGCUGGGCUCCAACUAGAACAUUAAAGGAUGUUGUCUGGGGGUUAAACUCGUUAUUUACUGAUCUUCUGAAUUUUGACGAUCCUUUGAAUAUUGAGGCUGCAGAGCAUCACUUGCGUGACAAGGAGGACUUUCGGAAUAAAGUUGAAGAUUACAUUAAGCGCUACGCGAGAUGAUGAAGGGAGAUGAAUGGCAGGACCAUGGCUUCCACACUAGAGUUAUCCUUACCUUCAACAACAACAACACAACCAGCCCGGAUUGUACUAGUCCUGUGUCCAUGUUGUACUGAAGAAGAAAACUAACUUCAUAACUUGUCCAUGUUAAAAGGAGAGUUCAACAUAAAUACAGCAAGAAAUUGUGUAUGUUGGGUGAAAAAGUUGUUUGGUUCCUUUAAAAAUGUUUACUCUUCUGACCUGUACUGUAUAUCCUGUUGAUGAGAUAUGCUUGAGAAGUCAAAAGAAAUCACUAUUGAAAUUGUAAUUACACUUUUUUGUAACUCCUGCCUAGUUUGGAGGGGGGAAGAUAGAAACCCAACCAAACAGAUGAGGUGACGUGCGUCUAGAACACUUCAGGUUGGCAAUAAAAUGGUCUCUUGUGAACCAAAUCACAAUCCUGUUGCCUUUGAUGAGCAGAAACAAUAAAGAAACAAGAAAAGCUUUCUCUAAGAGUCAUUCAGCUAAGGCUCAGAGCUGGCCAGAAUGCUAGUGCUAAAGGAAAUUCUGCUUCUGGGAUUGGAAUUCCUGAUAAUAUUUAAUGUUAAGUAUGUUUUUGUUACACUUCUGGAAUUCUCACAUUGUUAUUUUCAGCUCCUGCUUGGGCUACAGUAUUUUUCUUUUGUUCCUAUUCAUUGUGUGAAGUAGUUACAAGAAAUGCAGGCUAAUCCCUAACUUAAUGUGUAGUAUUAGUAAAACUAUGUACAUAUAUAAAAUAUAUAUUAUAUAUUUCUGUGAAAAUUUAACAAAAGGGAGAUUUUUUUUGGUAAGAAAUCUGCCUUUGGCUUUCCAAUCUGGAUGUGGUGAGGGAGCAUCAGACACUAAUCUGAUGAAGGUAAAUUCAGGCACCAUGAUCUGGAGAAUACCUAAUUGUGUUCUUCAACGUUCGGCACUGAAAGGGAAUGACUAACGAUGCAGCUGAGAACAAGAAGGCACUGCACCCCUCUGAAGCGCUCCUGCACACCUGGCUUUCUUGGUAAUGAGAAGGGAUAUGAUGCUGUGAUCGCCUGCUCUGUAAGUAGCUGUGUAUCAGACACAGUGUGCGUGUGAGUGAGCAGAGAUCCUCCACCUCUUGUGUAGCAUGUACCUCAGGAAUCAGAGUAAACGCUGUGAAGAGUUGCUGCCUGGCGUGGGCCAGAGCUCCCCACUGUGGGGUCACACAGAGGAGGUGCAAUGGAACCAAGUCAAGCUGUUAUAAAUAGAUAAACCAUAGAAAUAAAUGUUGGUGCAGUUUCAUACA